AUGGGACACUUAAAAGGGAUCACGAAAGUUGUAGUAACACAAGCAGAACCGGAAUGGUUGGAUCUUGAGAAGGCUGUGGAGAAGACCUGUCGCCUUAUAGUGGAAGCAGCUACGAAUGGAGCAAAGCUCAUUACUUUUCCCGAAUGCUGGAUACCUGGGUACCCAGCUUGGAUCUGGUCCCGCCUUAUUGAUUUCGAAUUGUCUACAAUUUACAUCAAAAACUCGUUGAAAAUCAAAUCUUCUCAGAUGGCACAAAUUUGUGCUUAUGCAGCUAAAUACAAUAUCAUUGUGUCACUUGGAUUCUCGGAAAAUGACAACAAUUCUCUAUACAUUUCUCAGGCAAUCAUAAGGAAUGAUGGCGAAAUUACAAUGGCAAGAAGAAAAUUGAAGCCUACUCAUAUGGAGAGAACUGUAUUUGGAGAUGCAUCCGGCAAUUGCUUGAAAAAUGUAGCAGAAGUUCCAGGUAUUGGUAGGAUUGGAUUAUGGUCCAUGUCUAAAGAAGGCACCCAUAAUUUAUCUCAAACAUACGCAAUCGAAUCUCAAACAUUCGUUCUUCACACAACAGCUGUUUUGACUCAAAAUGGCAUUGAUAGAAUGGACACAAGCGCCGGCGCUCUAAUGAACACCCCGGGGGGAGGCAGUUCGGCAAUUUUUGGUCCGGAUGGUCGAAAACUCUCUGUCGACAUACCAGAUGCUGAAGAGGGUAUAAUAUAUGCGGAUUUAGAUCUAGAUGAUAUACUCAAGUACAAAGCAUUCAUAGAUGUUGGUGGCCACUAUAGUCGCCCGGAUAUGCUAUGGCUUGGCGUCAACGACAGAGAAAAGAAACAUUCUCGGAUUCAGGAAGAAUGA
Molecule: messenger RNA, 849 nt
Organism: Botrytis byssoidea
Lineage: Eukaryota; Fungi; Ascomycota; Leotiomycetes; Helotiales; Sclerotiniaceae
Exons: 4
Coding region: 1-849 (282 amino acids)
Molecular function (GO): catalytic activity
Source: RefSeq, a predicted model, not a curated record